Molecule: messenger RNA, 2599 nt
Organism: Phytophthora sojae
Lineage: Eukaryota; Oomycota; Peronosporomycetes; Peronosporales; Peronosporaceae
Exons: 1
Coding region: 681-2192 (503 amino acids)
Cellular component (GO): mitochondrion
Molecular function (GO): catalytic activity; FAD binding
Source: RefSeq, a predicted model, not a curated record
ACCGUCUCCACAGUCGAGGCGACCUCCGGGUUCUUCUUGGCGUUGGCCAGGUGCUUCUUGGAGGCCAAGUGGUUCUCGUGCGCGUUGGCGGUCGUGAACGUCUUGUUGCAGGCCACGCACUUGAGCACCGUCUUGACGCCCGACUUCUUGAUCUGCUCCCUCUUGGCGCGCUGCUUCUGCUUGGGGUCGCUGGCGGCCUGCGCCUCCUUCUCCUCGCGCACCUUGCGCAUGCGGAACUCGAACUGCUCCUCCGACACGGGCGGCAGCUCCACCACCUUGCGCUUGAGGUUGUAGCGGUGCCAGUCCUUGCGGAAGUGGUCCUUCUGCUCCGCCGGCGAGGCGAACUCCAGGCGGCAGGCCGUGCACGUCAACAUGGCUGCAGCGAGCGGUAGUCUGUCUUAACGUACUUGGCGUCUCCUGUUCCGUCCGCAGUUGCCUUUGGGGAUCAGAGGAGCUCUUGGCGAUGAUAACCAAUCGGUUGGCCGCCACUACUGUCCGGGAAUUCCUGUCCCGUUCCGAAAUGAAUUAGUCGUCCACCACACCAAAUGUACACAAAGUGCUGUAUCCGUUUGCGCGACGCGAGCCAUUUCUUUGGCCCAAAGGUAUCCGCACCAACGAACACGCCAUUCCUCGUUCGAGCGCCAAGCACCGCACAUCACCCACACCGAGAGCUGACGACGAUGCUUCCGUUGCUGCUGCGGACGGCUCGGCGCCAGGUUGGCGCCGCCUCCACCGCCCAGAGCUUCGCCAUCCGCGCCUUCUCCACGCCCGCGCGCAACCCCGCGCACGCCUCCUGGACCGACGACGACAAGGCCUACUUCCAGCAGCUGCUCAAGCCCGAGAGCGUGCUCACGGACGCCGACGACACCGAGCCGUACACCGUGGACUGGCUCAAGAAGUACAAGGCGCAGAGCAGCCACCAGAUGGUGCUCAAGCCCAAGACCACCGAGCAGGUCUCCGCCAUCCUCAAGUACUGCAACGAGCGCAGCCUGCCGGUCGUGCCGCAGGGAGGCAACACGGGCCUCGUGGGCGGCAGCGUGCCCGUGUACGACGAGAUCGUUUUGUCCACGAGCAGCAUGAACAGCGUCGUCUCGUUCGACGAGGUGUCCGGCAUCUUGGUGUGCGAGGCCGGCUGCAUCCUGGAGAACCUGGACAACUACGUGGCCAAGCACGGCUACAUGAUGCCGCUGGACCUGGGCGCCAAGGGCACGUGCCAGAUCGGCGGCAACGUGGCGACGAAUGCGGGUGGCCUUCGGUUGCUGAGGUAUGGAUCGCUGCACGGCACAGUGCUGGGCAUUGAGGCCGUUCUUGCGGACGGCACGGUGAUCGACUGCCUUAGUACGAUGCGGAAGGACAAUACGGGUUACGACCUGAAGCAGUUGUUCAUCGGAUCGGAGGGUACACUGGGCAUGAUCACCAAGGUGUCGAUUUUGACACCUCCUCGUUCUUCGUCGAAGAAUGUCGCUCUGUUGGCGUGCGAGGACUUCGAGGCUUGUCAGAAGGCUUUCGUGGAGGCAAAGAAGAACCUUGGUGAAGUGCUGUCAGCUGUCGAGUUCAUGGACCGUCAGUCUCUGGACAUGGUACUCUCCCAGCAGGACUGGACCAAGGAUCCGCUCGAGACCCCGAGCCCGUUCUACGUGCUGAUCGAGACGUCGGGUAGCAACACUGACCAUGACAUGGAGAAGCUGGAGUCCUACCUGGAGGAUGUAAUGGGAUCUGGUAUUGUGGUCGAUGGCACGGUGGCUCAGGACGAGGCGCAAGCGCAGAAGCUGUUCCUGCUGCGUGAGGAUAUCUCGAUGUCGCUGAGCUCCCGCGGUUACGUGUACAAAUACGACAUCUCGCUGCCCAUGGACCAGUACUACAAGGCCGUGGAAGAGGUACGUGAGAAGAUGGCCCCUCUCGGCGCUGAGGUUGUCGGCUUCGGCCACAUGGGCGACUGCAACCUCCACCUGAACAUUUCCACGCUGGAGUACGAUGAGAAGGUCUUCAACGCUCUGGAGCCGUUCGUCUUCGAGUGGACUUCCAAGUACCGCGGAAGCAUCAGCUCGGAGCACGGCAUCGGCACGCACAAGCCGUCGUACCUGCACCUGUCCAAGUCAGACAACUCGAUCCAGCUCAUGAGGCAAAUGAAGCAGAUGAUGGACCCCAAGGGAAUCCUGAACCCGUACAAGGUUCUGCCUACCAGCGAGUAAAUCAGCAUCUCGAAGGGUAGGCCUGAACCACAGAGAGAGAGCGAACUGCGUUUGGUUCAGUGAGCCAAAGGCGCAGUAUCAUCAGCAAAGUCAAGGGUUAUAGCUGUUCGUAACGCGAUAAACAAUGCCGUUGCUGAGUCACCACCUGCAGUUUCUCCAGGUUCUGGCAUAGCAAUACAGUACACAGUGUACGUGGCUGGUCUAGUUCGUCGCUGUUGUCGGCUGCCGCACAAGAGCCUUAACUUCAAUUUGCGUAACGUUUUAUGCAUUGACGAUUGAGCAUUUUCGCCAGUCAGAGUGCCCGGUACUGUACGUCAGUCGCGCUUAUCCUCCUUGCCCGGCACUCCCCCCAGCUCACGAUGAUCCUCCCGUUGCUGCUGCGGACGGCUCGGCGCCAGGUUGGCGCC